UAUAAAGAACUUCCUCCUCUGCAACUAUAUCGAUCGGAUCAGCAACUUUGCACACAUUCGAACAGAAUACGCUGCAUCAAUAUCUAAAGUCCCUCGACAAACUCGGAACAUGGCUAGCACCGCCAGAUCGCAAGAUCCCGACUUCAACCUCCAGCUGCAAACAUGUCUACAUCAGCUCUGGGGCGAGAUUGAAACCAUCAACCCUGAGGACAGUCUACCACACAAGCCAAACGACUGGCCGGCACUGAGCUGGGAUCUAGCAUAUGCCAAAUGGCAGUGCUUGCAGCUCGAACGUUUGCUUUCUGAGCGUCCCCCUCCGGAAGCCAGGGACCGGUGGCUUCUUCAACAACAAGCGGCAUUGCGCGCCGUCCUCCAUAGAGCGGUCAAGAGCCACGGAGCACCUGCAACGCCCCUUCCGCAGGCCGGCGUCACUCCCUCUGGCGCGAUUGAUCACGCGGUGCUCGGUGCUAACGACCACAGAGCACACCAACAGCAGCCAAGCCACGCUCCCGUGCCGAAUGAGCGGCCGCUGUCGCCAAAUCGCGUGCCUCCGACCGCUGGACCGAGCAGAGGUCGAGCAAACAACGGCAGGCUCGUACACCCCCGUGAUGGAUCGUGUGCACAGUUGCGGAGGAACGGCGCGGAGCCUUGA
Neohortaea acidophila is the source of this 652-nucleotide messenger RNA. RefSeq lists its product as uncharacterized. Bases 110 to 652 code for a protein of 180 amino acids. Lineage: Eukaryota; Fungi; Ascomycota; Dothideomycetes; Mycosphaerellales; Teratosphaeriaceae. The record is from RefSeq and is a predicted model, not a curated record. The transcript has a single exon.